Exophiala bonariae is the source of this 2913-nucleotide messenger RNA. RefSeq lists its product as uncharacterized. The record is from RefSeq and is a predicted model, not a curated record. Bases 1 to 2913 code for a protein of 970 amino acids. NCBI's taxonomy places the organism in Eukaryota, Fungi, Ascomycota, Eurotiomycetes, Chaetothyriales, Herpotrichiellaceae. The transcript has 2 exons.
AUGUCACGCGUCUCUCUUCCCGAGACAAUGGCCAUUGAGGCCUGCACAUGGUUGCAGGAGUUCGUUAAGAAAAUAAAGAUGAAGGUGGAAGAUGGCAAGUUGACAGCUGGCAGACAGGGGAACCCGAAAGUCAAUAGACCAUCGCCUCCUGCAGACGAAGUGUCUUCCAAGCCACAUCCUCGUUUUGACGACCUUUACGAGUAUUACGAUCCCGACGACGAGCCAUUACCACAACGCCAACAACAGACCCUCACUCCCACCUCACAGACACGGCCACAAUCCUCCCUUUCCAGUGGUGUUCGAUCCCUACGACGAACCCCCCGGUUACAAGAGAGAGACACUAGGCCCGUGGUCACUGUAAGAAGUCGGACUUCCACGCCUGCGCUCAGGGCUUCCUUUCGCCGAAAGAGCCCUCGUGCCCAGUCUGACACUCCUCCCCUUCGCUUUGAUGAGUCGGGCUCUACUACUCCACAAGACUUCCAACGACUUGUCCGUUCCCAAACCUUCUGGCCAAAGAGAACUACUCGUAUUACCAGGAAUACCCACGACGCCAUCGUCUUUGCCUUGGAAGCUAUCCGUGCAGGUGGUGGUACCACCCCCAAGCCACUGACCGCCGAUCUGCUCGAAGAACAGGCUCGGAUGUCAGAUUUGCUGAGGGGCAAUCCGCCCGGCCCUGCUGCUAGAUCUGCUCGUCCACAGAAUGGAGGUGCUGUUCGAACUACAGCGGCGGGUGAAUCCGGUCCUAUCCCAACCGGACCACCUCGCUACCGGACCCCUACAGAUGUCAUGCGAGACCGGAGGGCGAGGGAAGCACGCCGCGCAGAAGAGGCUGCUAGACAACGACAAACACAAGAGGAGGACGAAAGAAGGAGACUGCAGGAAAGAGUUGUUGGCGUUGGGGAUGAUUCCACAAGAAGACCACCUCGAAACCCCCCAAAUCCUUCUACCCAAUCCUACAACAUAGCUGGGCCUUCAGUACCACCGGGAUCUUCAUCCAGGAGGCCAGAAAAUCAGCCUCCAGAUUCAACUAAUCCUCCUACCAGACCCAGAGAAUCAACCGGCCCUACUCGUGUCAUCUCUGCAAACACCCAGCGAAACCGCACCGAAGCCUAUGAGCAACUCAACGUACCUGCACCUACCACCGGGCAACCCUCCGUUGGAAGGCCAGACCAACCUAGCCAAACUCAAAAUCCACCCCAGAUGAGAGCCCCCCCAGCAGCAACAGCACUACCCACUCAGGCGACGAGUCAACCUGCGCCUUCGGCUCCACAAGCAUCAGCGGGGCAAAGUCGAAAUCGAUUUCCCAAUGCUUUUGACCGGUGGGAAGACCUUUCCUCGCACUGGGAAGGGAUUGUUUCUUCUUUCCUUCGUAAAUUGGAGAACAAUGAGGACGAACUGGCUUCGAAGCCCAUCGAUCGCCAGAUGGCCCGACAAAUUGACGAUCUAUCUGCCGCGGGCGCAAAUCUGUUCCAUGCCGUGGUUGAAUUGCAGCGUCUUCGAGCGUCGUCUGAGCGUAAGUUCCAACGGUGGUUCUUCGAGACGCGGCACGAGCAAGAACAAGCGCAACUCCGACAGGAGGAACUAGAACGUCAACUCACUGCCGAGCGCGAAGCACGGACUCACAGUUCCACAUCCAUCGAGGCGGCCCGUGCUGAUAGGACCCGUGCGGAAGAACUCGUCAAGGAGAUGCGCCGAGAGCUACAAAUUAGCAAAGAAGAGGCACGUCGAGCAUGGGAAGAACUGGGCCGACGAGAACAAGAAGAACGCGAACGAACCAUUGCUCUGCGAAGUGGUGAGCCCACCUUGAUUGGUGGAGUCCAAGUCGUCCCAAUGCAAGGUCUGCCCAGUCGACAGGUCAGCACCGCCAAACGACCGCAAACUCGAGAUGGCCCCACCGCUGGUGCUGGACCCGGAACGCUCUCUGGUUCCGGUGCAGGUUACCCGCAACAGCUGCCGCUGCCUCACCGACCUCCGUCUCGCAGCCAAACGACCACCACAUCCCUUGAUUCUCCGGGUGAAGAAAGCCGCCAAUUCACCUACCAGGGCGAGACCGGCACUUCUCCCACCGUGACAGAUCCCUACACCGAGGGUUCGCGGCGUCGAGAACCCCAGAACCCCCAACAACUCCGUCACGAACCAGACACCCAAUUCUACUCGAGCCCAUCGAGACACCAAGAAUCCCCCUUACAACCGCCCACCUCAGCAGCCGCCAUUGCCGCCGCCCGCGCCGUCGCAGCAACAUCUCACCCACCGCUUCCCGCCCCAAUCCGCUCAGGCACAGGAGGCACUGACCGCUCGUACAUCCCAUCAACGGCAUCUGCCUUUUCCGAGGAAGAAUACCACAUCAACCCAGAUGGAUCCUACACGCGAGACGACCAAGGCCGACGCAUCCCAUAUCACCAACCCAUCCGUGGCCCACCGGGAUCCUCAGCCCUCUCCGGCGAAGAAGGCGAAAUGACCGAAGAGGAAGAGGAAGAGGAUGACGACGACGACCACGCCGCCGACAUCGAGCGCGAAAGGAUGUACGCCGCCCAAUACCGACAACCCCAACAACCACCCAUCACUCUCCCCGCGACCUCAAUGUCGCAAACCCAAUCCUCCUCCCGCCUUCCCCCCGCCACAGGAAGCGGCGGCCUCCCCUCCAUCCCACAGGGCCGCCCGGUCAACACAUCGUCAGACGAGUACAGCUCGCCGUCGCAGCAAAGCGGGAGCGACGCAUACAACGCCCCGCCAGGCUGGGAGAACAUCCAGAUGCAGACGUCGCACCGGCACCCGACGCGCCUGAGCGAUAUCAUCGAGGAGCAGACGGCCCGCACCUCGCCCAGCCGCACCAGCUAUAUCAGUGGGGGCGGCCUACCCGGUGAUGGCAUGCCGCCGUCGACCGUUGCGGGCACUGGGACUGGUCGGCGGUAG